AUGCGUCGAACUAGGAGCCAUAAACCUCAUUUUGGUGGCUUGUCGGGGGCGACAACUGAAAGAGGGACAGCAUCAGUAGUGCCAUGGAUGACGAUGCUGUUCCUCGUUCACUCCAACUUCGUCCUCGCGACCCACACGGUGUUCCUGGAGACAAACAUGAAGGAAGCGUGGACCGUUCUAUUGAGUGCAGGCAGUAGCAGUAGCAAUAGCAGCAGCAGCGGUGGAGGGGGGGCGAGGGAGAUCGUGGACACGAUGCUAGCGGACUGCCAUGGCCGCAAGAGCGAGGGCUGGGGGGCGGAGUGUGACCGCGCGUUGUAUCUGGAGACCGUGCUCAAGAAGAUCGAUAGCAGCAGCAGUGCGGGUUCAAUUUUCGCUACAGGCGCUGGUGCGACUGCUGAGGACACGCAGCAGCAGCAGCAGGUGGCGCUGGAUUCGGCUGCCAAUGAGAUCGCCGUGAUUUAUGAAGCGGAGCUCCCUUUCUCGGCGUUCUUCCAUGAGUACGCAGUGCCCCGACGCCCGGUGGCGAUACUCUCGGGAGGCGGUGGGGUCGGCGGCAGCGGCAAGCCGGCAGAUGCUGCGGAUGGCAAAGAACAAGGCGAUCUCGGCGACCAAGCCAUGGAUACCGCUCAACAGGACGGGGAGGAGGAGAACGGGCAACAACGUGUCCAGGAUCUAAUCUUGAGCGGGAUAGAAUCUUGCUUGCCACACUCGGUGGAUCCAGCGUUGGGGACGGUGGAUGGACCCCUGCGUGCGUGCCACGACUCGUUGCUGGAGAGCUUGCCAAUCCCACGCUACGCUUCCGAGGACUUCGUGCAGAGGUUUCGGGGACAGGACGUGCUUCCGGUCGGGGAACAUGCCGAGGUUGAGCGCUUCGUGUCUGGCUGGCAGCGCAUACACCGUACCCGUCCUGGCGCGUACACCCCACCGACCGCUUGUCCCGCGGGGGCGAAUACCCUCAUCACCGUCAUGUCAGGAACUCUCCAGGUGUUGGUCUACUCGUCGGCCGACAAAUUGCCCAGCCUCAAACCAACGUUUGGCAACGCGCCGUGCCCUCCUGUUCCGUCUCGUACGUCUGCCGGGGACGAUGGUGAUUCAAAGUCCAGCAAGUCCGAAGGCGAUGAACACGAGAACAACGGCGACGAAGAACGGUUUGAUGUCGACAACGGUACUGGCGAGGAGAAGGAACGGGAAGAGCACCGCAGCGGUUCGGGGCAUGCAGAGGAAACUACCACAAGCACCGUGUUGAAUCCUACUCGUGAGCCGCUAGAGGAGGGGUUUGGGCUGGAGAGGACAGUGGCAGAUCAACAGAAGCAGAACUUCUCGAUGGAGAGCUCGUUGAACGAAGCACGGGUCAAGGACGAGACGGAGGAUACGAGCUCUAGCGCUAAGAAGGAGGAACCCCAGACACUUGACGCUUCCGACAAUACGUCGAACGGCCACAGGCGAUACUCUCACCACCCUUCGGAGAGUCAUUACUGGCCCCACGAGCCCAAAUACUGCGCCGACGUCUGGCGGGAAGACAGCGAGGACAACAGCAUUGUCACAAGGUAUGUGGUGAUUGCCCUGCGGUAUACGCGCCGAGCAGUCGAUAUCAAUCUACCCUUCUGGCCUACGUACCUAGAGGUUCCCCCUUACCAUUGGCGUCCGCGUCUUCUCCACGUCGAUGUCAACGCGAUCUUCGCCGUACACAAGGUCCUCGGUCUCACGUUGCCCACCCUCGACAAACCGAGAGUGACGGCUUGCGAGCGCACGGCAUGCACCGUUGAGUGGACCAGCAGCUUCGUCAAGCAAGGCCAAGACCAGACGAGGCUCGGGUUUAACUUGUCCUUCGUCCCGGCGGCGACGACUAACGCCUCGAGCAACGCUGCUGGCCACGGCAGCCGGGGCGGCGGGUACAUGGAGGCGAGUGGACCAGGGGUGUUUGCCCCGAGGGAAGACAAGAAAUGCUGCUGUAUUUGGCAUCAGCACACCGUUGUCAUCAUCAGUUUAGCACGAGGGCGGUUCAAUUAA
Ectocarpus sp. CCAP 1310/34 is the source of this 2010-nucleotide messenger RNA. The record is from the annotation of a GenBank genome assembly. Lineage: Eukaryota; Phaeophyceae; Ectocarpales; Ectocarpaceae.